AUGUCCUCCCUGCAUUCGCUGCUCUGGACACUGGUAGUCUCAGCCCUGCUCGCCGCCGCCAAUACCAUCGACUAUCAUGAGCAGCUGGUGCUUCACCCACUACCGCCAUCAAACCUGCUGGCGUCCUUCAACUUCCGCAGCAAUGAGUCCAGUGCUGCGUUCGAACAGCAGAACUACCGCUAUUUCCCCCGUUCUCUAGGCCAGAUCCUACAGCAUACACAUACGAAAGAAUUGCAUCUGCGAUUUACCACCGGACGAUGGGAUGCGGAGAACUGGGGAGAAAGACCCUGGCAUGGCUUUAAGGAGGGAGGCACUGGAGUAGAGCUCUGGGCGUGGAUUGAGGCGCAGGACGCUGAUGCAGCAUUCAAAAAGUGGAUUUCGCUCACGCAGUCGCUAUCUGGACUAUUCUGUGCAUCUAUGAAUUUCAUUGACUCGACACGGACCACGACCCCUUCUCUUACUUUUACCCCCACUGGAACUAUACCGCAUGACGGACUACAUCUUCUCCAUGGCACGCUGCCGGGUGAGGUUGUGUGCACCGAGAACUUGACGCCCUUUCUGAAGCUUCUGCCAUGUAAAGGUAAAAGUGGCAUAUCCGGACUCUUUGACGGCCACAAGCUCUUUGAUGCGUCGUGGCAGACUAUGUCCGUUGAUGUUAGGCCGGCUUGUGCGGAGGACAAUUCUGAAAUAUGCCAUGUCGAGAUUGAGCAAACCGUGGACAUGGUCUUGGAUCUGGAUAGAUCAAAGCGGCCCAGAGACAACCCUAUUCCUCGUCCUGUUCCUGCUGCGGACUUGAUUUGUGACGAAUCCAAACCCUAUCACUCCGGAGACUUUUGUUACCCUAUUGGGGCAUCCCGGUCGCAGACAUGGAGCAUUGAAGACGUCUUCGGGCGAACGAUACCCUCCAGCUGCCCUCUCGGUCGGGAUGACGCGCAAACUGUCUGUAUCAAGGUCCCCGAUAGCAUGGAGGUACUACCGGGCUCUGACGCAGUAGAAACGCGUGCGUCAGACGGCAAUUCGCGCUGUUAUUCUCUGCAUCCCAACCAGCCUUUCAAUCUGGUCGUCCCCGCGCAACACUCCAGUAGCAGCUCCUUGGAGGCCCAAGUUGUGCACUUGGAAAGGACCAUAAUCGGCCACGGCCAAGAACGAGGAGGACUCAGGUCUAUUUUGACCAACCCUUCGCAAACCGACACAGCUAACUUCGUCUACUUUGAAACUCUCCCCUGGUUCAUGCGCCCAUUUUUGCACACGAUGAAGACAAAGAUCAGUUAUGGUUCAGAACCUGCAGUCGAAGUACCGCUCUCUGACAUUAUCAAGGACAUCUUUUACCGGCCUGCUAUUGACCGUCGUCGUGGCACGCAGUUGGAGCUCGUCUUGUCUGUCCCUCCAGCCUCGACAGUCACCCUGGUGUAUGAGUUCGAGAAGGCCAUCCUUCGGUACACGGAAUACCCACCAGAUGCCAACCGAGGCUUCAAUGUUGCUCCCGCCAUCGUCCGUGUUCUAAACAGAAACGAGUCGAUAAUGGCGCCUCCCGUCUAUCUACGCACCACCAAUCUUCUUCUACCGCUUCCAACGCCCGACUUCAGCAUGCCAUACAAUGUCAUCAUCCUGACAAGUACAGUUAUCGCCCUCGCAUUUGGGAAUAUAUUCAAUGUGAUAAUCCGUCGGUUUGUUACCCUCGAGGAGGCACCUCGUAGGAAUAUCAAAGCACUUCUACUGGGGAGAGUGGCAGCUCUUAAAAGCAAGUUGGGAAUAAAAGCCCAAGAGAAAGUAGCAUAA
This is a messenger RNA of Trichophyton benhamiae CBS 112371, 1779 nucleotides long. RefSeq lists its product as uncharacterized. The transcript has 2 exons. Gene Ontology annotation, cellular component: GPI-anchor transamidase complex. Lineage: Eukaryota; Fungi; Ascomycota; Eurotiomycetes; Onygenales; Arthrodermataceae. The record is from RefSeq and is a predicted model, not a curated record. Gene Ontology annotation, biological process: attachment of GPI anchor to protein. Bases 1 to 1779 code for a protein of 592 amino acids.